GUUCACUUCGUCUCCUUCCCUUCUGUUUCCUGUUUUUCUGGACUAUACUUUCCUUUUCCUCUUCCUUCUCUGACAGUAAAAUUGCAAUUUGUCAGUAGAAAUGGAAGUGAUGAUGCCAUCACCGCCGUCGGAAUUUAAUUUCAUCAGUGCACCUUCUAGUCCAAAGGGUUUUGGGACUUUCUUUUACAGCGCCACUGAAGUAUCCGUCGCCGCCGAAAUUGGGGCCGGCGGUAGAGUUCCGUUCGAUUGGGAAGAGGAGGCCGGACCUCGGAAACCCAAAGAGGAUUCCAGCGGUGAUUUCGCUUUUGAUUUCAGUGGGCAGUUGGAGAUGACCCACAUCUCUGCCGCCGAUGAGCUCUUCGACGGCGGAAAGAUCAAGCCUUUGAAACCGCCGCCGAGGGUUCUGUACGAGGGGAAGGAGAAAGAAUCCCCGAAAUCUCCGCGAUCUCCGAAGUGGAGGGUUAAGGACGCGUUUUCUCCACGUCACCGGAGGAAAGAUUCCGAUUCCUUCUCCGCCGCUCUGGAACAGAGCAGGAAAGGCGAAGACGACGAAGACCCAUCAAUCCAACGGCGAGGAAGAGAAAGACGCGGAAAUCCGACAGCCGCCGGUUGGAAUUCUCGCCGGAAAAAGACAAGAUCUUUGUCCCCAUUUCGCGCAACGAAUUUGCUAAUCGACAGAAACGAAAUAAUUGAGACAGACAACAACCCCUGUUCACCGUCGUCGUCGUCGAUUGCGACGUGGUACAGAAAAUGGAGGCUGAAAGAUCUUUUACUGUUCCGGAGCGCGUCGGAGGGGCGGGCGAGCAGCAAAAAGAUGAUGAUGGAGACCAGAUAUGCAAUGCUAAAGAAGAACCAUCAAGAAGAUGUGAAGAACUCGAGUUUCCGGUCGACGGAGAGCGUGGGGUCGUCGUCGUCGCGGCGGAGAGGACCGGUGUCGGCUCAUGAGCUGCACUACACUAUGAACCGGGCGGCGUCGGAGGAGAUGAAAAGGAAGACUUACUUGCCCUACAAGCAAGGACUCUUGGGAUGCUUGGGCUUCCACCCGGCGGCGGCGGUGUCUGAUUUUUCUAGGGGUCUUGCUUCCAUGUCCAUGCCACGAAGUCGUUGAGAUUUUUCAGAAUUUAUUUGUUUUCAUUUGUAUUCAUUACAGUACUUAUAACGAUUUUUUCUUGCAACACCAAAGUGAAAUUAAAAAUAAUAAUUUGAAAGUUCGAGGGGAAUAUCACUUGUAAAGUUUUCCUUAUGAUUAAUAUUAUUAGGUCAUAUAAGUUCAUCCAUCAAUUUUGUAAUGUAUAUAUCAAUGCAGCAUUUUCAUUGGAGUUGCAUUCUACAUAAAAGUUCAAACCUCCUUCAUGUAUAUGCCGUCCGUGUACACGCGUAAAUUAUUUUUGUUGCGGAAAAU
This is a messenger RNA of Cuscuta europaea, 1402 nucleotides long. The record is from the annotation of a GenBank genome assembly. Lineage: Eukaryota; Viridiplantae; Streptophyta; Magnoliopsida; Solanales; Convolvulaceae.